Nematostella vectensis (starlet sea anemone) is the source of this 2307-nucleotide messenger RNA. Its product is annotated as mitochondrial sodium/calcium exchanger protein. Bases 137 to 2023 code for a protein of 628 amino acids. The transcript is spliced from 16 exons. Gene Ontology annotation, molecular function: monoatomic cation transmembrane transporter activity. The record is from RefSeq and is a predicted model, not a curated record. Gene Ontology annotation, cellular component: membrane. Gene Ontology annotation, biological process: intracellular calcium ion homeostasis; monoatomic cation transport; transmembrane transport. Lineage: Eukaryota; Metazoa; Cnidaria; Anthozoa; Actiniaria; Edwardsiidae.
UGACAUGGAGACCCACGGCUCAAGGAAGGCCCCCAAGUCAAACUUUCGAAACAACUUCUCAUCGAUGAUAUGGGAGGAGACUUGAAAUUCUUUUUAAUCAACAGCUCCGAUCACAAGAUAGAAUCUCGGACCUAUUAUGAUAGCUGUAGGGCGAACGAUCUUGCUGUGCAUUUCCCUGAUUGGUCUGAACACAUUUCGUAGAUCAACAUUUGAACUCGGAAACGAGAACCGUAGACACAAGUCUUUCCCUCAUCUUCGGCCUUCAUGGACGCUGAGGCGUAUUUUACAAGUCAGCGAAAUUCAAAACCUGAAACUCAACAAGACGAAUCAAGUGUAUUCCCCUACAUCGGCAACAUCGGUCGAAUGCCACCACGUGCGUCAAGUCAACAGGUCAUACAGUUGUGCCUUUGUGCAAGCUAACAGUGACUGUGAUUUGUCGGAUGGAUUUAUUCAGUACAUCCAUUUUAUCUACUGCAAGCUCCCUAAGGCCAUUCCACUUGCUUUGGUCAUUCUUUUUGUAUUGAUGCUGUUUCUGUUCAUUGUGUUGGGAAUUACUGCAGAUGACUACUUUUGUCCAUCACUAACUGUUAUCUCCAAGACUUUGCGGUUAAGUCAGAAUGUUGCAGGAGUGACAUUUCUAGCAUAUGGGAAUGGAGCUCCAGAUAUCUUCAGUGCCAUUGCAGCAGUCUCAGCUCAUUCAAAAAACCCAAAUGCAGCACAGCUUGGUAUUCAGGCACUGUUUGGUGCUGGUAUAUUUGUAACAACAGUAGUUGUUGGGAGUGUUACACUGUGCACUGGUGGCUUUCACCUCAACAAUCGUCCGUUUACACGUGAUGUUCUUUUCUACCUUGGAGCUGUUUCGUGGAUGUUUAUUACUAUGUAUAGGCAAAGAAUUACCAUGCUGGAGGCUAUAGGUUUUAUUAUCUUCUACUUUGCGUAUGUUGUUGUUGUCAUUGUUGGCCGUUAUGUGAACCAAAGAUGGAAAAGAAGGCAAGAAGAAGCUUGUAGACAGGCAGUAAUUAACCCAAGUGAGACCACACCACUUUUUUCUAAAAAUGAUGUAACUCAUGCCAUUAUAGACAUUCCCCCAAUCAUCAAUCGUCCAAAGCGAUCAGCAAAUCUUCCCCCUAUGCAGAAGCUUGUCCGUGGGGUUCUUCCCUUCACUAGCGCUGAUUUUGAAUUAAGUGGGAUCUUCAAUAAAGUUUUUCUCAUUCUUAAGGCCCCUGCAGCAGUUGUCCUUAAUGUGACUAUUCCUGUGAUUGAUUAUGAUGAACCAUACCAGAACUGGAACAAGUGGCUCAAUGUGCUCCAUCUCAUCACUGGACCCAUGUUCUGUGUCCUAGCAACUAGAGUUAGUAGUGUUCUUAUCGGGGGCCGGUUUUCUGUAUGGGUCUUGACGUUGAUUUUGUGCGUGGUGCUGGCACUGCUUGUGACUGCAACAACAACCCACAACAAGCCGCCAAGGUGUCAUUGGGUAGGUUGUACAAGCCCCCAAGGUGUCAUUGGGUAUGUGUUGUACAAGCCGCCAAGGUGUCAUUGGAUGUUUGGAUACCUUGCGUUUAUUGUGUCGGUCGUGUGGAUCUACGUGACUGCUAAUGAAAUCGUCAACAUUCUACAGAGUUUUGGGAUUGUUCUUGGACUCAGCAAUGCCAUACUGGGCUUGACAUUUCUUGCCUGGGGCAAUAGCAUAGGAGAUCUCGUGGCAGACACAACCAUGGCCAGGCAGGGUUUCCCAAACAUGGCGACUGGUGCUUGUUUCGGUGGCCCUAUGCUGAAUCUCCUGCUUGGGGUGGGCAUUUCCUGCACCAUUGCGUCCGUAUCUAGGGGGCAUCCAGUACAGCUGAAGCAUCGGUACCAUCAGUACAUGGUAUCUGCGGGCUUCCUUGCAGCUAGUCUCGCCUCAUCUGCCAUCAUUAUUCCUCUUAGAGGGUUUCGACUCACUCGUGGAUACGGAAUCUAUCUUUUGGUGCUCUACUUUACGUAUCUGACCACCUCAAUCGUCACCGAAGUUAAAGACUUAUGAUUUUACCACAAUAACCAUACAUAGUUAAUCCGUGUAACCUGGAUUUCUAGAACAGGUUACAAUUCUUAGUCAAUAAAUUUUAGUUCUCUUUAAAUUUUUAUUUUUUAAACGGAUGGAAAAUCAUUUUAGUUUAUAAUCAUUUUAUAUCAAAUUCUCAAAAUAGUGGUUGAUAACAAAUAUUUUAAAAAUAAAAUUUGUAGAUAUCACUGUAAAAAGAAAUAAUAUUUUAAUAUUUUUAAAAUUUGUAUUUGUAUACUUUUUUCAUUAAAUACCUCAUACUCUCA